GGUCACAGUCCGACCCGCUGGGCGCGAGGAUACAGCACGGUCACCUUCGACGGGACGCCCAGCUACGGUCACACGCCCUCACACCACGCGGCUCAGUUCCCCAAUCACUCCUUCAAGCACGAGGACCCCAUGGGCCAGCAGGGCUCGCUGGGUGAACAGCAGUACUCCGUGCCGCCCCCAGUCUACGGCUGCCACACGCCCACCGACAGCUGCACAGGCAGCCAGGCCCUGCUGCUGAGGACGCCCUACAGCAGUGACAAUUUAUACCAAAUGACCUCCCAACUUGAAUGCAUGACCUGGAAUCAGAUGAACUUAGGAGCCACAUUAAAGGGAGUUGCUGCUGGGAGCUCCAGCUCAGUGAAAUGGACAGAAGGGCAGAGCAACCAUGGCACGGGGUACGAUAGUGAUAACCACACCACCCCCAUCCUCUGUGGUGCCCAGUACAGGAUACACACCCACGGCGUCUUCAGGGGCAUUCAGGACGUGCGGCGAGUGCCCGGAGUAGCCCCGACUCUUGUUCGGUCGGCAUCUGAGACCAGUGAGAAACGCCCCUUCAUGUGUGCUUACCCGGGCUGCAAUAAGAGAUAUUUUAAGCUGUCUCACUUACAGAUGCACAGCCGGAAGCACACUGGUGAGAAGCCAUACCAGUGUGACUUCAAGGACUGUGAGCGAAGGUUUUCUCGUUCAGACCAGCUCAAAAGACACCAAAGGAGACACACAGGUGUGAAACCAUUCCAGUGUAAAACUUGUCAGCGAAAGUUCUCCCGGUCUGACCAUCUGAAGACCCACACCAGGACUCAUACAGGUAAAACAAGUGAAAAGCCCUUCAGCUGUCGGUGGCCCAGUUGUCAGAAAAAGUUUGCCCGGUCAGACGAAUUAGUCCGCCAUCACAACAUGCACCAGAGAAACAUGAGCAAACUCCAGCUGGCGCUUUGAGGGGUCCACGCCAGGCACCGUUCUGUGUCUCAGGCAGGACUGUGUGUGAACUACCUUCAAAGCUGACUUUAAAAUUCCUCCUCACUCGCCUCUCUAAGAAGGAAACGGAGGUUGAUCUUCUUCAUCCAGCUUCCGAGAAAGAUGCCUGUACCACUGGAUCCUACCAGGUUUGCUCAGAGGAGUUGGUCUCUGCUUAGCCAACUUUUAGUUGACUCAUAAGGCUCUGGAGAAGUGGCUGUCAGCGUCCAGUUAGUUAAAAGCCCGUUGCCAUUUGGUCUGGAUUUUCCACUGUAAGAAGAGCCAUUGUUGGUAAUGUUCCCCCCUGCCCCUUCUCCCUUUACGCUCAUUUUCAUGAGGAAUGGAGUCAUUGUACCUUUUUCCAUCAUAGAAUAUUUAUAGGCCAGGGCAUGUGGAUGUGUCUGCUAAUGUAAACUUUGUCAUGGUUUCCAUUUACUAACAGCAACAGCAAGAAAUAAAUCAGAGAGCAAGGCACUGGGGGUGAGUCUCGUCCGACAUUCCGGAGCUUAGGCAGGCUGCUAACCUGGAAAGCAGGAUGUAGCGCCACCAGGCAACUUUUAAAACUCAAGCAUUUCAAGCAGCUGAAAAAAGAAUCAGAACUAACCAGUACCUCUGCAGAGAUAUCUAAAAGAAUCUUAUCAUUCAGUUAAUUCAAUGUUAACAUUAGCACAAUGCUCUUAAGAAACCGUGCUUGAGGAUCUGAGAUUUUGUUUUUGUGUUUCUUUUUGACUUUUUUGAGUUGUAAUCAUAUGCAUCUUCAGAGAUGUACGUGUCUCCUCACACAAAGGAAGUGGAAUUCAUUUUUAUCAUUUGGGGUGUCCUUAAGAGUGUACAGACCACACUGGUUAUGUGGAUUCAAGUUGUAAAAAUUAAAGUGACUCUAAAAGAAAAUAAGGGCUGGUCCGGGAUCUCCACUGAUAAGACUGUUCUUUAGUAACUUAAGUAACUUUGGGUCUACAAGUAUAUGUGAAAAAAAAUGAGACUUACUAGUGUGAGGAAAUCCAUUGUUUAAAGGUGGUUGGGUGUAUGUGUGUGUUUUGUUUUUGUUUUUUAAGGGAGGGAGUUUAUUAUUUACUGUUGCUUGAAAUUAUUGUGUAAAUAUAUAUAUCUGAUAAUGAUUUGCUCUUUGACAACUAAAGUUAGGAAAUGUAUAAAUGUUAGAUGCAUCACUGUUUUGGUGUUGAUCUUCCAACGUAUACCACUAAGUAACACUAAAAAUGUAACCUGCAUUUUUCACUUCGCUCUCAAUUAAAGUCUAUUCAAAAGGAAA
Messenger RNA from Balaenoptera ricei (Rice's whale), 2224 nucleotides. RefSeq names its product WT1 transcription factor (gene WT1). Bases 130 to 936 code for a protein of 268 amino acids. Gene Ontology annotation, cellular component: nucleus. NCBI's taxonomy places the organism in Eukaryota, Metazoa, Chordata, Mammalia, Artiodactyla, Balaenopteridae. Gene Ontology annotation, molecular function: RNA polymerase II cis-regulatory region sequence-specific DNA binding; DNA-binding transcription factor activity, RNA polymerase II-specific. Gene Ontology annotation, biological process: regulation of transcription by RNA polymerase II. The transcript has 10 exons. The record is from RefSeq and is a predicted model, not a curated record.